Molecule: messenger RNA, 861 nt
Organism: Bombus terrestris (buff-tailed bumblebee)
Lineage: Eukaryota; Metazoa; Arthropoda; Insecta; Hymenoptera; Apidae
Exons: 4
Coding region: 154-621 (155 amino acids)
Source: RefSeq, a predicted model, not a curated record
CAACUUAGUAAAUAAUUUCUUCCCACUCUUAAUUUAAAAUUUAAACCACUUAUUAGGCUAACUAUGUAUAAGAAAUUGCGUACAUUUAAGGAAAAAUUACAUCUAAGCUAUUAAUACAGCAUAUUUUAAAAGAUUUAAAAAUUCUAGUUAGUUAUGACCAAUGAAGAACCCUGCAAAAGUGUAUGGAAUAAAUUUUGUGACUCUGUAAAUAGUGGAGUAUUUUGGACUUCCACGGAAUUUAAAUCAGCAUGUCCUCCGAAAAAGAAAAAGAAAAAGCCGGACGAAGAACUCAGUAAGGGAGUGAAAUUAUCAGACGAAGAUACAAAAGAUGGUGUAGAUCCCUCGAGUUCAAAAAAAUUGCCGUAUCAACGUCCUAGUGAUAUUUGCCCCGAUGUUAAAUCUUCUUGUUAUAUUAAAAUGCAGGAUCCUUGUAGGCCAUGUUGUUGCGAUGAUAAACCAAAGCCACCACCUUGCCCGCCAAAUAGCCGCCCACAACAAUCACGGGAACCAAUCUGUGGUUGCGAACUUUGUCAGAAAAAUCCUAAUCAUGAGAAAUGCUGUGAUAAGAAUAGAGCAUUUCGCGGUAUAGAUAUCAAUCGUGAAUAUUUCGAGAAAGCAUAAAAUUUUGUUUUAUUAUAUGUCGGUUUAUAUGCUCUAUAUGAAGAAUGAAAUUAUUAAGAAGUGAUGUCACUUAUUAUAUUUUAUUAAAUGUAUUUAAAUAAUACAUAUACGUGCAUAUAGAAAGAUAUAAAAUAUUUCGUUAUCAAUAUCCUUUCCAAUACUAUAAAACGAUCAAGAAGUAAAUUUCCUUCUUCUUUCAUACAAGAGAAAUUUUCAUACACUAUUUACUUUUCUAUCAAU